Molecule: messenger RNA, 3048 nt
Organism: Nanorana parkeri
Lineage: Eukaryota; Metazoa; Chordata; Amphibia; Anura; Dicroglossidae
Product: NACHT, LRR and PYD domains-containing protein 12-like
Exons: 12
Coding region: 1-3048 (1015 amino acids)
Cellular component (GO): cytoplasm
Molecular function (GO): protein binding
Source: RefSeq, a predicted model, not a curated record
AUGGGGACAUUUCAUCUGGAAAGGGGAACUCCACUUGUGGUCGAUGAUGCAAGAGCUCCCGAGCACUGUCGUGACAUGUCUGCAGAAAUUCUUAACUUCUCCAACCGGCACGGGGACUCUCCUUCUUCUUCGAGGCUCCGGGGAAAAACAACGAGAAAAUGUCCCGAGAACCAAUUCCCAGAAAUCAACCUGAAGACACAAACAGGAAAUGGAGUGAUUGUGAAAGUGAAAGCGCUUUUCCCUUCCACGGCCAUGUUUAAGGUGGAGGAGCCGAUGUUCAUGAGCUUUUCCAAAAAUGGAAUUUCCCGGGUGGGGGGAUUCCCCGGACACAGCUGUAAGCGCGUCCCUAGAAAAUCCUCAACAAGAUGGAGGAAAUUAGAAGAAUCCAGACUGAAGGUGAGUGAUAUGUUUAUGUUCAUUAAAGACAAAGGAGCAGGAGUUGACAAGUUGGAUCGAAAGUUGUCUGAGUACGAAUACUACGAGCUUACGCUGCUUUACGAAUAUUUCAAAGAUGAUGUUGUCUACGUCCUGGAAUCUUUACCUUCUCACAGUUUCUUCUGCGAAUCUCAAAAUCACAUGGACUUGGACACUGAGCACUACAGGUCUAUGGAGAAACAACUGGGUGCAGCAGCCUUUGCAUCAUUGCUGGUGGAAGACGUUCUAAGCAUGAGGAGAGAAACUCUCAUUGGGUUCUUCAAAACUCUGUGCGCUCUACAGAAAGACUACCAGCAUCCAAAUUUAUUGGUAGUUAUAAACGAGAUCAACGUGGCAGAUGAGAGCGAUGUUCAGUUAUUGGCGCACAUUCUUCAGGACAUGGAUUCUACACUGCCUUCAGAACAGAAAGAAGUCUGGGGCCUUCAUAAAAAACAUCUGCUGGACAAGACACACACCCUUGUGGAGAAAAAACCUCCAGGAACCACCUGUAAUCAACAGAAAUUUCCCAUUUCAGAGCGCUAUUUGGAUCUAAUAGUUGUUUCCACUCAUCAGUUUAUUCAACGUUCCCAGCAUGAGAUCUUAUGCACAGGUGGUCGACAUGAACAUUAUUUGCAGAAAGCCAAAAAUGGCCUGGAACGUAUUAGCACCAACAAGCUAUUCCGCUGGUGCCACCGAUCCGGAACCAUGCCACAUGCCGUCAUGGUGAGCGGGGUGCCCGGAGUAGGAAAGACCACCUUGAUGCAAAAAUUUGUCUAUGACUGGGUGAAUGGAAAACUGUAUCAGAGGUUUAAUUUUGUUUUUUCCUUUAAAUUUCGGGACCUCAACAUGCACGAUAAAGAUAUCACCUUGGAGGAGAUGAUUCUCAAGGAGUAUCCAUAUCUAGAGAAUCAUCUUAGGGAAAUUUUUCAAUGUCCGGAAAAGCUGCUCUUUGCAUUUGAUGGCUUAGAUGAAAGUAGUCACCACAUGGAUUUCAAUUCAAGUCAAUUGUGCAGGGACACAAGGCAACAGGUAAAACUUGGUACAAUUGUGGUCAGUCUAGUGAAAGCAACUCUACUCAAGGGAUGUUCUGUCUUGAUGACCAGUCGCCCAACCAAACUGGCAGACGUCAACACCAGUGACUUCCAGAGAUUAUCGGAGAUCGUGGGGUUCUUCCCUGCAGAGAGAAGAAAGUACUUUGACAAUUUUUUUAAAGAUCCUGAUUUGGCAGAAAAGGCUUUUCACUACGUGAGGGAGAACGGGACAUUGUACACAUUCUGUUACAUCCCAACAUACUGCUGGAUUGUCUGUACAGUGUUAUCAAUGAGCUUCAGAGCCCAACCAACAAUCACUGAUCAGCUGAUGACAUCAUUGCCCAAAACAGUGACACAACUCUUUGUGACUUUUGUCUCCAACCUCCUGGCCAACCACAGCCAGAUUGUCAGCAAAGAACAAGCUAAACAACAGCUGAAGGCCAUGGGGCAGAUGGCAGAACAUGGAGUCAUGAACCAUAUUCUCACCUUUGAGCAGAGAGAUCUGAAUUCAUUUCACCUCGAUUCGUCAGAACAUCUUCUAUCAAGCUUCAUGGUGGCGUCCAGGCAGUCCUCUUCUGUGACUUAUUCCUUCUUUCAUCUCACCAUUCAAGAAUUUGUUGCCGCCUUGGCUCAUUUCAUUGACUAUUCUGCAGAAAGGCUAAGGUCUUCCAUCGACAAAGCCCGGUCCUUCAAAGAUAAUCGCGGAGAGCUCUUUCUCCGUUUUCUCAUCGGACUUUCUCACAACACCACCAGAUCCCUUUUGGCUGCGUAUUUGAAUACGAAUGCUUUAGAAGCAUCCAGGCAGGUGAUCACUUGGCUCAGUGAUUUGGUUUCAUCAUUCAAAGUGGUAGGAGGCUCAGAUGAUGACAAGAAAAAGUUGCUGAAUGUUUUUGCCUAUCUCUACGAGUCUCAGAACGACGGUCUGGUAUCAAGCUUCCUCACGUCGAUGACAGGUUUCGACUUUUCAGAAUUUCACUUGGCCCCGUUGGACUGCACCGUGUUGAUGUUUAUCCUCAAGAUAAGCAGAAACACAGAAAGUCUCGAUUUAGACUCUUCUUUCAUUCAAAGUGAGGGCUUGGAGCGCCUCGGUCCAAUUCUACACACCGUGAAAGACCUCAAACUCUCUAACAAUGACCUGAAGGAUGUUGACGUGCAGAUCAUACUCAACAUAUUACUGAAGCCUGACUGCAAGAUCCAGAAACUGAGCCUGAGGAAAAAUGCUCUGACAGACACUUCUUGUCCCUUGCUGGCCCAAGCAGUAAGUGGGAACCGGACCCUGCGGGAGCUGGACCUUUCCAGGAACAACCUGACGGGGCCGAACUUUAGUCAAUUGCUAAUCGCCCUUUCCAGUUCCAAGAUAACGCACUUGUUUCUUCAGCAAGUGAAACUGAGGGAUGAGUAUGCUGAAGAUCUGCUGGUGCUCUGUAACAAUGCCAACCUGACACACCUGAACCUGAGUCUGAAUUAUCUCACCGAUGCCAGUGUCGACCACAUCGCAACACUUAGACUGAAUUCACCCAGCCUCCAACAGAUCAGGAUCGGGACGAAUGAUUUCACCAAAGAAGCAGAAGAAAACUUCAGACAGAUGCACAUUACAGACUGA